AGCUUGGUGCCGUCUCGAUGGAACCUUAGUCGAAUCCCAUUGCUUUUGUGCAUUUCGAUAACAUCCACUUUAUUUUGCUUGCAUCAAGAUCUAAAUCUUACUUAUAGUGUUUGGAAACUGAUGACUCCAAUGUGGUUAUGGUUUGCAUAUGAUUUGAUCUGCACCUUACACGAAUGUGUAGUGUACAUUAAUCGUGGUUUAUGCGGCUCCUUGAAACUACGCAGUGAUUUUUCGGCAAAAUCAAUCCUAGCUCUUUGCCAUUUAUUUUUAUUCUGUUUUUGUAUUCUCAUGUGUAUUAAAACAGACGGGGGCAGUAUAAUGUACUGUCAUGCUUUUAUACCUCUGUUCUUAUUUUGUUUAGUUAAUUUGUCACUUUUUUAUCCUUUCCGAAACGUGCGCCAGCCUCAGUUAGACGACUUUGUUGCUGUGAACAUCGUAACAUUUAUUCUGAUCAGUUUACGCUUAGACAAAAAGCUAUUGGUCUCUUGGGCCGUGGCAUUUAUUCCACUAUGGAUCAUAAUAACCUUACUUGUUGCACUUCUCCUGUACGGAUGUCUGCUAGCGGUGGACAGUCUGUUCUCUAAAACCCAUGAUCCAAAUAUCAGUAUUCUAAGACGAUCUACCCUGGGAUAUACGAUUACUGUGCUGUGCUUUCUCAUUUUUAUGGUACUUCUGACACAAACACUCGAUAACCAACUAGUUAUUCCCUUGAGCUACGUCAAUCUCCCGCUUCUGUCCGCUUUGAUCGCCGUCAUAAUGAUUGACUUUCUGGUUCCAUCUCCGGAAAGCUAUUUUUCACUUGCAAACUGCACCCAAAUGAAGCUUGAACUGAAAACGAUUCAACUGAGGACCAAAUCCGAGACCUCAGAUAGAACUCGAGAAGACCACUCUCCUAACCACUAG
Echinostoma caproni is the source of this 903-nucleotide messenger RNA. NCBI's taxonomy places the organism in Eukaryota, Metazoa, Platyhelminthes, Trematoda, Plagiorchiida, Echinostomatidae. The record is from the annotation of a GenBank genome assembly.